[Torrubiella] hemipterigena is the source of this 1438-nucleotide messenger RNA. The record is from the annotation of a GenBank genome assembly. NCBI's taxonomy places the organism in Eukaryota, Fungi, Ascomycota, Sordariomycetes, Hypocreales, Clavicipitaceae.
CCGGCUUAUUGACACCAUACCACUACAAAUGGCGACAAUGACAGAGGCAGUCGCGGUAGAGCAGUAUGAGCUUCACUCGCUGCCCUCGCCACAGACUGGCCCGCCCAGCGAGACACCGAGCGAGACGCCCCUCGACAAUAGAAAGGCACCCAUUUCCAAGCUCCUGUCGGCCGGGUUUUCCUUUUUCGUCGCCGGUGUGAAUGACGGCAGUAUAGGAGCUCUAUUACCAUACAUUAUUCGCCAACACAAUGUGUCCCGCGCCAUUGUAUCUGCCAUCUACGCGGCCAACUUUUUCGGCUGGUUUGCAUCGGCACUAGUCAACACGCAUCUCGUGCAGUCUCUGCAUCUCGGCGUUCUUCUUGCGCUCGGUGCUGGGCUACAAGUCCUCGCGCACGUACUGAGGAGCUGGAACCCGCCGUUUCCGCUGUUUGUGGUGACUUUCUUUCUGGCGAGUCUGGGACAGGCGUUUCAGGAUACACAUGGAAACACGUUUGUCGCGGGCUGUGGCAGCAAGCCGCACCGCUGGCUGGCGUUUAUCCAUGCCAUGUACAUGGCUGGGUGUCUGAUAGGUCCGUUUGUGUCGACGGCGGUGGCGAGUACCGGGACGGAUGAGACGCCGCGGUGGUUUCUGUUUUAUGUUUUUCCACUGGGUCUGGGAGUUAUUAAUCUGGUAUGGUGUAUGUUUGCGUUUCGAGAUUCGCUGAAAUUCAAGACGCGAGUGCCAAAAUCGGCAGAGGGUGAAGAGGGUGACGGUGACAAUGCUGGCGAGAUUGUGCGGGCGACACUGGCAACACCGAGUGUCUGGCUGCUUAGUGCUUUCUUCUUCUUCUAUCUGGGUGCUGUGCUGACUGCUAGCGGGUGGGUGGUAGAGUAUCUUGUCGAUGUGCGCCAUGGCGAUUUGGCUAAGAUGGGCUAUGUGCCCGCCGGCUUUAAUGGCGGGUGUCUGCUUGGUAGGCUGUUGCUGGCUGAGCCAACACAUCGGUUUGGUCCGCGCAAGAUGGUGUUUGGGUAUAUCAUCUCUGCGUUGGGGCUGCAACUGAUUUUCUGGCUGGUCCCGAAUAUCAUUGCAGCGUCGAUUGCUGUGAGUCUGGUGGGUUUCUUUACUGGGCCUUUGUUUGCCACGGGCAUCUCGCUGGGUUCCAAACUGUUCCCGCAAAAGAUCCAGUCCAACGCGCUGGCGCUGGUGUUUGUGUUUGCCCAGAUGGGCGGCUCUCUGUUUCCCAUCAUCACGGGUAUUAUAUCGUCCAAUGUAGGCGUCCAAGUCUUACAGCCGAUUCUAGUUGGGUUGCUUGCUGCGACGGCGGUUGCCUGGCUCUGUGUUCCUCGUGAGAAGAAGGUCAAUGGAGGCGAAUUGCACGCAGACUGAUUCUUUGGUGGCCCAGAAAACAGUAUAUAGUUGGAAUUAAUGUAUGAGAAAUAAACUUAUACAAAGUUUUUA